GUGACGUAAAGACAUAUCCUGCUGGAUAAUGGCCGCCCGAGAAAGGCAGUAUUAGUUUGUUUAUCUUGUACUACUAAAAAUAUUACAACAAUAAAAAAACAAACUAACAAAAAAAUAACCGAUCACAAGCAAACGGAUUUCCAGCCAAAUACGGAAAAGCGAAGCAGCGAUUAAACGGACAGUGGGAUUAAAAUACACCAAGGACUGUGGUUUCAAACACGUUGACAGAAAUCGGAUAUUAAAUAUUAAUAUUCAUAUAAUCAUAUCUACAACUAAUACCUUCAAAAGGUACAGUGGUGACUCCAGGAUUCUGAUACUAUUACUGAAGACGCCCAGCGUGCAGGAGGAUCGCACCACUUUGACCAUGGCCACCCCAGCCAGCGCUCAGAACCCCAGUAAAACGUGGGAGCUCAGUCUGUACGAGCUCCACAGGACGCCUCAGGUUUGUAUUACCGCUGACAAGCCCACUGCACAGGUGUGUACCAGGGAGGCGGUCAUGGACGGCACUGAGAUCGCGGUGUCCCCACGCAGCCUGCACAGCGAGCUCAUGUGCCCCAUCUGCCUGGACAUGCUGAAGAACACCAUGACCACCAAGGAGUGUCUGCACCGCUUCUGCUCCGACUGCAUCGUCACCGCACUGCGCAGCGGUAACAAGGAGUGUCCAACGUGUCGUAAAAAGCUUGUCUCGAAACGCUCCCUACGCCCUGACCCGAACUUCGACGCCCUCAUCUCCAAGAUCUACCCGAGCCGGGACGAGUACGAGGCGCACCAGGAUAGAGUGCUGGCCAGGCUGAGCCGGCUGCACAACCAGCAGGCCCUGAGCUCCAGCAUCGAGGAGGGGCUCAAGAUGCAGGCCAUGCACAGAGCACAGCGCGUGCGGAAGCAUCAGCAGGAGUCUGACAACACCACGUUCAGCGGCGCGGAGGACAACUGUGACAGCCGCUCCCAUCUGAGCCACGGCUCCACCCACAGCGCCGCCCAGGAGGCGGGGCCCAGUCGCAAGCGCUCCAAGGCCUCUGACGAGUCCUGCCCUGACCUCGACCAGUCACACGAGGGGGGCGUGACCAGCCCCCACGAAUCAUCCAGCUCUGAGAUUGAACUGGUCUUCAGGCCACACCCCCUACUGGUGGACAAGGAUCAGUACUCGCAGACCAGGUAUGUGAAGACCACAGCCAACGCCACAGUUGACCACCUGUCCAAGUACCUGGCCCUGCGCAUUGCCCUGGAGGAGCAGCAGAGGGCGCUGGAGAGCAGUGCUGGGGGCGGGGCCGUCAGCCUGGAGGAAGUGAGCGAGAAGCAGUACACCAUCUACAUCACCACCUCCGGAGGCCAGUUCACUACACUGAAUGGAUCCCUGACGCUGGAACUUGUCAACGAAAAAUACUGGAAAGUGAGCAAGCCCCUCGAACUGUACUACGCCCCCACUAAAGAGCAGAAGUGAUGGGCAGAGGCGUGCACACCCCCCCUUCCCUUCCUCCCUGCUUCCCUCUCCCUCUCUUACCUUUCUCGCUCGUACGCAAGCACUCACUCACUGCCGCUCUCAAAAUGAAACAAACACGCACGUGCAAAACUCGGGCAAGCACUCACUCACUGACACACUCAAAAUGAAACGGAAACACAGGCAUGCAAAACUCGGGCAAGCACUCACUCACUGACACACUCAAAAUGAAACGGAAACACAGGCAUGCAAAACUCGGGCAAGCACUCACUCACUGACACACUCAAAAUGAAACGGAAACACAGGCAUGCAAAACUCGGGCAAGCACUCACUCACUGACACACUCAAAAUGAAACGGAAACACACACAUGCAAAACUCGGGAGAAAGACUGUGUUUAAAAACCCAGCGGAAGGAUCUUCAGUGGAAGAGCUGCGUUUUGGGGUUUCUGUUUUUUUUUUUUGGAAGACUGAGGACUGAAGUUUUGUAUUCCUGUUAUUAAGACUCUUUGACCACAACUACUGUUUGCGUGUGACUGUCUGUUUUUUUGUUAAAUAUAUAUUUAAUUCUUCUUCCCUUUCUUUCACAAAUUGAUUUGACCUGUUUCUAGUAACAUACAGGCUGUUACAGUGAUGGCCGUGUUUUCAUGAUGUGAAGAGAAUUUGAGUCUUGAGUCACUCCAGGGCUGGAUAUAAGAAACCCAUUCCGUAGCACUUCCACUUACUGUUGGGUAACUGGACUUCUGUUCCAUUACAGGUUUUAAUUGAAACUAGAUUUAAGGCUAUGCAGGCUUUACCUUGUUAAUUAUUACCUUAACUUUUUAUAUGGAAAAAUAAUAUUGCUAUGUAUCUAGGCAACAUCCUUUGUAAAAAAUAAAAUAAAAUAAAAAAUACAUCACAUACCUGUGCCAUGCAAAUAGACUUUUGAUGGUGGCUUUUAUGUGUGUGUACGUGCAGCAUCCACGGGUAUUGCAUGGUAAAUAAGUUACUAUUAUGAAUAAUAAGACUCCCAUUGCAAAGCAGUUUGAGCCAGUCCAGGUUUUACAUUCAUUCUGUGAACUUAAUAAUAUUAAUAAAAACUCCAAUUGCAGAGCAGUUUAAACCAGGUUUUACUUGUGAGUUAAAUUAACACUGUAAAGUUCAUUUUCAACAACAAAAAAUGUAAGUGCUUGAGAUGUGUCUGCAAAUGUAAACCUGGCACAUUGAAAUACGCAGGGUGAUUCAUAAUUGGCACAACGUUGUGGGAGCACCAUGGAAACUGGAGGGUAUGUGGAGGGUGAGACGCAAAGGAACAUGUCUGACAGACACUCUGUGACACUCGUUUGGCCACCAGGGACUUGUUCAAUAAACAUUUCGGUAGAAUGAAAUCAAUGCAAAAUAAUGUUGCACGAAUUAUGAAUCACGCUAUGUACAGUGCCUAUAGUAAGUAUUCACCCCCCUUGGACGUUUUCAGUUUGUUGUGUUACAACCUGAAAUCUUGAUGCAUUUAAUUUUUUUUUUUUUUUUUUUUUGAUUUACACAACC
Messenger RNA from Acipenser ruthenus (sterlet), 2959 nucleotides. Its product is annotated as E3 ubiquitin-protein ligase RING2-A-like. Lineage: Eukaryota; Metazoa; Chordata; Actinopteri; Acipenseriformes; Acipenseridae. The coding region runs from base 365 to 1441 and encodes 358 amino acids. The transcript has 8 exons. Gene Ontology annotation, cellular component: PcG protein complex; ubiquitin ligase complex. Gene Ontology annotation, biological process: negative regulation of DNA-templated transcription. Gene Ontology annotation, molecular function: ubiquitin protein ligase activity; chromatin binding. The record is from RefSeq and is a predicted model, not a curated record.